GCCGAGUGCAAGAAGCAGCAGCGCUGACGUGGCGCCCAUGUCUCGGCCCACGUCUCGCCUCACAAGUGCGUGUAGUUCUAUCGCGAUCCCGACGGAGGCGGAGCAUUCGGAUAAGUCGCCGUGCCGACUUACUUCUGGAAGGAGUAGGAGUGCAGAAGAAGCUGACGUGGCAGUUUCUCAUUGGCGGGAUCAUCGAACGGGCGCGAGAUCGAUCUUACGGUCCACAUCAGCCGAGGAUUUGAUAUCAUCCCCUUCAAGGGGGACCUCCCCCUUCCCCUCCCCCUCCCCCUUCCCCUCCCCCUCCCCCUCCCCAGUCCCAAGGGGAAGGGUAAGGACAAAUGAAUCGUCCCCCCGGGGCCAAGAAGUCCUCCCCCUCGUAUGGCGGAUCUCCUCCCCCUCCUCGCGGAGCUCCUCCCCUCCUUUCCCCUCCUCUCCCUCUCCUUUGAUGGAAAUCCCUGUAAACAGCGCAGGGAUCCCGACGUCAUCGCGCGCCUCGGCGCGUGAUCGUUGGGAGGAAGCAGGAGGAGAGAUGUCGGGAUCUGCCCCGAGAUUGCCCGGCCAGGCCGCGCUGUCUCCUGUCUCGACACGGUGUGCUUCUUCGGUCGAAUCCGAGCCGUUCAAUUUUGGCGGGAAAAGGGAUGAAGGGGGUUGGGAGAGACCGAAGGAGGUGGGGGAGGGAAGAUUCGAGCAGUCGGGACGGGCGCCGCUGCGCUGGGCGCGCAGCACACGUGGCGCCACGCUUGACCAAGAUUUGGCGGGAACUUGGGCAUGGGGGGACACGAGGAGGAAGAGGGGUUGCCAUGUGCCGGAUCAGCCGUGGGUGCACGUGUUCGAAUUGCGCAGAAAAGAGCGGGAAGGCUUGCCACGUGGAGGGCGCGGAACAACUGCUCUAUUAAUAACAGGAGGACAAACAGGAGAAGGGAGUAUAGCCUUGGGAGGAGGAGGAGGAGUAGGUGAUGUAGAAGCAGGGCUAGACGUCAGAACCGAGAGAGGAGGGAGAGUAUGUCUAGGAGGAUGCGGAGGAGGGGUUGGAGGUGGUGAAGGAGGGGAAGGAACAUCAGGAGGAGGAGGGCACGGAUUCUCAGGAGGCGGAGGAGAAGGAAGAAGAGGAGGAGGACGAGGAGGAGGAGGAGGACAAGGAAGAGGAGGAGGAGGAGGAGGAGGACAAGGAAGAGGAGGAGGAGGAGGAGGAGGAGGAGGAACAUCAGGUGUAAGAGAGUGGCAUGGAGUCUGGAGAGGAGCAGGAACAUCGGGAGGAGGAGGAGGAGCAGGAGGAAGAGGAGGAGGAGGAGAAAGAAGACGAGGAGGAGGAGGAGAAGAAAGAGGAGGAGGAGGAGGAAAAGGAGGAGGAGGAGGAGGAGGAGGAGGUGAGGAAGGAGAACGAACAUCAGGUGUAGGAGGGUACGGAUUCUCGGGAGGAGGAGGAGGAGGAGGAGAAGGAAGAGGAGGAGGAGAAGGAGAAGGAAGAGGAGGAGGAGGAGGAGGAGGAAGAGGAGGAGGAGGAAGUUGGGGUUUUGAAGGGUCCGGAAAUAGUCAUGUGAAGGAUAUGGGACCCCGCAGAUCAACUAGUCUGCCUUCGAGAGGGGUUUGGGCUGAUGACGUCAACACAGGAUUAUCUGUUGACGUCCUGUCAAAGGUGGAGAUGAGGGAGAAAGAGCGGAAAUUGAAGCGAGCGUGGAGUGCGUGCGGGAUGCACGAGCAAAGAUGGAUUUUGAGUGAAACUGGUUCGAAUCCUCGGUUAGGGGAGGAGAGAUGUUUACCUAUCUCUCUCUCUGUUGAUGGGAGCUAUGGGGAGGUAGGAAACCAGGAUAAGAGGACAAAGGUGGGUAGUAGAAGGAGGAGGGCAGGAGGAGAAGAAGGGAGGGAGCGGGGGGCGGGAGGAGGGGGGGGAGGGCGCUCGUCUCGGACGCAGGAAGAGAAAGAGGACAAGGAGGGCUUUGAUAUCUGGACCGAGAUGGCUGUUUCUGCCGGUGCGGGACUGGGGUCGGUACUAGGGGUGGGAGCAGCAGUGGGAGCGUAUAUUGGAGAGGCAAUAGCGGGAGGGUAUGGAGGUAGCAGCAGUAACGAGGGGGAAGGUGAGGAUAAGGAGGAGGAGGAGGUGGAAGAGGAGGAGGAGGAGGAGGAGGAGGAAGAGGAGGAGGAGGAGGAGGAGGACGAGGAGGAGGAGAGGGAAGAGCAGGGUUGUCUUGGCGGUGAUGAGGACGCCGUUCAACAACGGAGAUCUGCUGUAAGAUCUCCGACACGUGGAGAAUACCCGAUCGUGAUGACCAACAGACCGGGAUCGGGAUCGGGAUCGGGAUCGGGAUCUCCGUACACGCUUUAUCUUCAAGAAGAAGAUAAAGGGAGAAAGUUUGAAGAAGCGAUGGCCAACGGAUCCUCUUCCUUAUCCCCGGUCAGAAAUCCGAUGUCGGAUCAAUCUGAGGAGGCGCGGCGGCCAAUCUGGAGCAAGCGUGUACGGACGUCGAAGGCUGCAGCCAGGAGAACCAGACGAAGGAUUGUUAGAGUGCUGCUCUUCUUGGGUGUGUGCGGAGCGGCCCUCUAUGGCAUGCUAGGACCGGUGCCAUAUAUGCUGUUAAACUAUUUGAUCUCGGCGACGAAGAUAAAAUUCGUUCCGUACAUGCUGGGGUCGGUCAUCGGCCAGAUGCCCGAGAACUUCAUAAUGCUUUACACUGGUAUUUUUUUGAAGGACUUGGCGAAAAUUGCGAGCGGAGGGAUGAAGCUCACACCAGUGAAGAUAGCAUCCGACGUGGCCACGCUCGUUGUGGCGAUCGCGCUCAUCAUUGUGAUGUAUGUCUACGGAAGACGAGAAUGGAAGAAACUUGCAGCGCAGAACAGGGGCAGUGAAGAGAGAGAAGAAGAAAUUCCAUGUCGGGAGGGACAUACCGAUACGGGGUCCAGUCCCGCGACAGGACCGGUUGUGGGUAUCAGGAGAAACCUUGAGACAGCUGACGAGCGGGACCAUAUGCUGACGCGUUUCUAAUGUGUUUGGGAUCUUGCAAUUUGGUUUCCAUACAAUAGAACAAGCAAAGCAUAAUAUACACAGCAGUGACAGCACCUAUCGCACCAGGUCCUGUGCGAUCCGAUCCCAUCCUCGCUACUCUCUUCUCUUGAUUCUUCAUUAAGAGGAUGGUCAUCCUCCUCUUCUUCUCUAAUUCAGUUAGAACGUAGAUCUUCGAUUGGCUUUGCGACUGGCUUCCUUCUUCUUCUUCCUUCGUCUUCUUCUUCCUUCUUGCCUUCUUUAUUCUUCUUCUUCCUUCUUUCUUCUUCUUUCUUCUUCUUCUUCCUCUUCCUCUUCUGCUGCUGCUUCUUCUUCUUCUUCUUCUUCUUCUUCUUCUUCUUCAGCAGCAGCAGCAGCAGCAUCUGCUUCUGCUGCUGAUGCUGAUGUUCUUCUUCGUUCUUCAUUCUUCGGUCUUCGGUCUUCGUCCUUUUUGUGAGUAGCCUUCUUCUUCUGCUAUGAGAUUCAGGUAUGACACCACGCAUUCAGGUAUGACACCACGCACUCAGGUAUGACAUUCGGGAAAUGGCUCGAGCGAGGUAUAUGACAUCUCUCCUUGGUAUUCACCUCACGGAAGGAAGAGCCUUAGGAAGGAAGGGCCCUAAGUAAAGAAGGCUCAGAGAGCCGAAACGAAAAGGGGCCCACAUAGUUUUGUGAAAGAUGGCUGGGUCAGGCUGAGGGUAAUGUACCGACCAGGUGGUUGGGGCUCGGCUGGAAGUCAGCAGGCCCGCUGCUAUCUCCAGAAACUACUACAAGGCAGGGCAUACAUUCCCAUCCAGAUCAUGGGAUUGCCAUAUAGGAAGUGCCUGUACACCCAGAUGCACAUUCUGGCUGGGCAGUGCCAUGGUAAGGGGGCGCGACCAGGUGCAGGUAGCAGCGACCGUCAGCGUGUGUGUGUCUGCCUUUGCGUCCGAGUGUGAGUGAGUGUGAGUGAGACAGAGAGAGAGAGAGAGAGAGAGAGAGAGAGAGAGAGAGAGAGAGAGAGAGAGAGAGAGAGAGAGAGAGAGAGAGAGAGAGGGCACAAGGAGGGGAGGUUCUAGGAGGAAAUGGAAGCCGGCACGGAGAAGACAGUUGGCAAAGGACAUACCUGGUGUUGAUUGCGAAGAAGAACUCCACUGUGGUACAUUCUUCCUCCGGGCAUGGGAUGGAUCAGCUAGUCUACUCUACGGCAUUGUCUGUGUGCGAGGUGUGGGUUAAAGUAGCAGGCUAGAGAAGAAAAUAGACUAGAUAGACUAGAUAAGAGUAGUAGAUAGAGGAGCUAUUGUACGCUGCAGCAUUGUACUAUUGGUGAGGUUCAGGGUAGAAUAGUAGAUAAGACUCGUAGAUAGACUUGUAGAUGCAGUAGAAAAUGUAGUAUAGAUAGAGUAGUAUAGAGUAGUAUAGGUAGAAUAGUAGGUAGAGUUGUGAAGGUAAGAGUAGUAGAUAGAGUAGCAGAUAGGGUGGUAUAGAUAAAGUAGUAUAGAUAGA
Molecule: messenger RNA, 4462 nt
Organism: Chara braunii
Lineage: Eukaryota; Viridiplantae; Streptophyta; Charophyceae; Charales; Characeae
Source: the annotation of a GenBank genome assembly